Alternaria hordeiaustralica is the source of this 1689-nucleotide messenger RNA. RefSeq lists its product as uncharacterized. Gene Ontology annotation, molecular function: heme binding; iron ion binding; monooxygenase activity. Lineage: Eukaryota; Fungi; Ascomycota; Dothideomycetes; Pleosporales; Pleosporaceae. The coding region runs from base 1 to 1689 and encodes 562 amino acids. The record is from RefSeq and is a predicted model, not a curated record. The transcript has a single exon.
AUGAGUUUCAACGGCGCGAACUGUAUCCUCUUACCGGCUCUUGAAGCAGUCGUCGCACGCUAUGUGCUUGCAGAAUGUCUUCCGGGCACCUCUCUCACCACGUACUGGCUAGCUUCUACUAUUCUCAACAACACAGUCCUCAUCUUCUACAACAUGGUCCUCUAUCCUUUCUUCCUUAGCCCACUGCGCAAUCUGCCGCAACCCAAAGGCUUCAUUCCGCUCUUCGGCCACGGACGGUUGCUAUUGAAGAAGCGUCAGGCAGGCGGGGACUGGCAUCUGCAAACCAUGAAGACAGUGCCCAACGACGGCAUCAUCCUCCGGCGAGGGUUUCUUCAUACCACUAGACUUAUCCUGACCACGCCGGCGGCACUGGCAGAUGUACUGGUGCACAAGAGCUAUGAUUUCGAGAAACCGUCUCGAGCAAGAAGGUUCCUGAUGAGGUUCCUGGGAGAGGGCUUGUUGCUAAGUGAAGGAGAAGAGCACAGGCUACAGCGGAAGAGGUUAGCGCCUGCGUUCCACUUCAGGAACGUUAAAGAAUUGUAUCCUGUGUUUUGCGCAAAGUCGAUGGAGUUCUGCGGCGCGAUUAGGCAGGAGCUUUUUGGGCGACCAGAUGGCGUAUUGGAUAUCUGUCAGUAUACAUCGCGGGUGACGUUGGACCUCAUCUGUCUCGCUGGUAUGGGUCGGGAUACCGGGUCUCUGUUGAACGCCGAUGACGAGUUGAUCAAGAACUACGAGGAGAUUCUGGAGCCCUCCGCGGAGAAGAUGUGGUACUAUGUGGCUAACAUUGUCCUACCGCCUUGGCUGGUCAGCAUCCUACCCUGGAAGCUGCAUGAGCGGGCCAGGGUUACGACGAGGAAUUUGCGCAGGAUUUGUUCCGAGUUUGUAGCGGAGCGGAGGGCAAAGAUGCAGCAUAAGGAUGCCGAGAGCCGUGACAUCUUGUCGAUCAUGAUACGCGACAGCCAACUGUCGGAUAAGAACCUGGUUGAUCAACUCCUCACCUUGUUAGCCGCAGGGUUAGUACCCCUACCUUCAAGUCCACUCGUGCACAAAGCUGACCGGUACAGUCAUGAAAGCACGUCUUCUGCCUUGAUAUGGACGUCCCACCUACUGGCCCAGCACCCAGCCGUUCAAACGCGCCUUCGCUCCGAGAUCCAGCAAUGUAUCCCUGAUCCAAAAGUCCUCUCGGACUCCAGCUUCAAUUCCGCCAGCCUUUUGGCGAAUAUGCCCUACCUUAACUGCGUCCUUAACGAAGUCCUGCGCCUCUUCCCUCCAGUUCCCAUCACGGCGCGCGUCGCCAUCAGAGACACGGUAGUCUGUGGCCAAAUCAUACCCAGCGGCACCAUGGUAUGGAUCGCUCCAUGGGCAAUAAACCGCAAUCCGCAGCUGUGGGGCCCGGACUCUGAAAAGUGCGUACCCGAGCGUUGGAUCGACAGCAAGACGGGGCGCGCGACGAUGAACGGUGGGGCGGACAGCAACUACAGUUUUCUCACGUUUUUGCAUGGGCCGAGGAGCUGUAUAGGAGAGAGAUUUGCGAGAGCCGAGCUAAGGGCGCUUGUUGCGGCGUUUGUGGGGAGCUUCGAGUUGGAAAUGGAAAACCCUAAAGAGAAGGUUGUCGUAGGUGGUGCGAUCGCUAGUAAGCCGAGGAAUGGGAUGAAGCUUAAGCUGAAGAACGUGCAGUGGGGUCCUUGA